Molecule: messenger RNA, 1334 nt
Organism: Quercus robur (English oak)
Lineage: Eukaryota; Viridiplantae; Streptophyta; Magnoliopsida; Fagales; Fagaceae
Exons: 6
Coding region: 790-1308 (172 amino acids)
Biological process (GO): mitochondrial respiratory chain complex I assembly
Cellular component (GO): mitochondrion
Molecular function (GO): protein-arginine omega-N symmetric methyltransferase activity
Source: RefSeq, a predicted model, not a curated record
GAACCAACAGCUACUGAAAUCCCAAGCACAAGCGCAGCACCCAUAAGUACACGGACCCGUGCUCAGCGUGCUAUUGCAAGCCCAAGCACAAGCGCAGCUAGGGGCCGUGGUCGGCCUGCUACAGCAAGCCCAAGUACAAGUGCAACCAGGGGCCGUGGUAUGCCUGCUACAGCAAGCCCAAGCACAAGUGCAGCUAGGGGCCGUGGUCGGCGUGCAACAACCCCUCGGGUUGUAACUAGUCCUGAGAUGCCUGCACCCAUCCCGCACUCAUCUCCUCAGCCUGAGGUCCCUCCACACAUCCCAGAUGCAUCUCUUCAGCCCGAGGUCCGUUCACCCAGCCCACCUUCGCAGCCCAAUUUUGAUCUCGGUAUUGAUGACAAUGUGACCCCUCCUAUACUCCCCGAGACACCCUCUUACCCACCUACCAGCUCUACUGCACCCACUCCUGGCCUCUACUUAGAGCAUCAUUACCCACCUACCGCAUCCUCAUCUGACCCUCUAGGACCUCCGGUUGGGAUUGACACUGUACAGCCACAUACUGAUGUACCAAACGAGCAUCCCCCUCAUCAGCCCUCACCUCCACGAGGUAGACCACAACGCACUAGAAGAGCACCCAUUUGUGGGACAGGUGGACACAAAAUAGGACACCGAGGUAGCUCUAUGCAUGAUGAUGAGCCUAAGGAUGAUGCCCCGCAGCCUCCUCCCCCGCCCAAACAUUACACAAGGGUUAAAAAACGCAAAAUUGGCGAACCUUGAUUCCGUGGUGGGCCAAUUUCGAUUGCUGAGUACAUGGAGGAAGUUUUGACAAAUCCUAAGGCUGGUUUCUACAUUAAUCGGGAUGUGUUUGGAGCAGAGGGUGAUUUUAUAACCUCCCCUGAAGUAAGGCAAAUGUUUGGGGAGAUGGUUGGUGUUUGGGCCAUGUGCCUGUGGGAGCAAAUGGGACAACCAAGUAAAGUUAACCUUGUUGAGCUGGGUCCAGGACGAGGAACUGUGAUGGUUGAUCUUCUUCGUGGUGCCUCCAAAUUCAAGAACUUCACUGAAUCAUUACAAAUACAUAUGGUGGAAUGUAGCCCAACACUGCAGAAGCUUCAGCACAGCAACUUGAAAUGCAAGGAUGAAGAUAAUACCGAUGACAAGGUUAACAAAAGGAGUGCCAGCACAUUGACUGGGACUCCUGUGACAUGGCAUGCUGCACUGGAGCAGGUUCCUUCAGGAUUGCCUACAAUCAUCAUUGCCCAUGAGUUUUAUGAUGCUUUACCAGUUCAUCAAUUUCAGGUUUGUCUUAUUAAUUUGAGUUGUUCUGGAUGAUAGUUGUGUCUCUUGUUAUAUUAUAU